CUAGCAUUAUUUAUUUUCUUUUUCUUAUUUUUAGAGUUCUUCAUGCAAUGAGGAAUUUGAGAGGCAUUUAUACAGAUGCCCUCCAAAUCUUUCUGUAUUACAUACAUGGCCUUUCCCAUACAAAACAAAUUCUGUUGCAUGUUCUAAUAUCCUCAUCUGAGCACAAAAACACACCUUUUUUUCAUUUGUAUGGCCAAAAAAAAGACCGUGACGUUAAGGGUUAAAUAUUUCUAUGCAUAACUUUAACAUAUCUGUAAAUUGGAAAACUGUAAGAAAAUGAAAAGCCCAAACUUUAUAUUUCAAGGCAGAAACUAACCUACAUAAAGAUUUAACGGGCCAUAUUUAAGUUAUUUACUCCAUGGUAGUCUUCUCCAAAGCAACUGGUAUCUGCCAGUUUCAAAGCAGGAUGCCAGAUUAAUAAACACUGGUUCAAUCCCCUAUGCAUUCCUGUAGCACUGAGAAAGUAUUUGGUAACAUUACAGAGAAAGCAUUAACCAGAUGGGCAGUAACAAUAAACAUGGUUUUGAAUGCAUUCUUCACUUCUGGAGAUAAAACACACAGGACCUAUGCACCCUUCUGCUCUUGAGAACUGUUCUGGUGCCUAACAGAUACUGUGGAACUUCCUUGGCUGUUUGUCACAAGUGGGAAGAUCAGACAAACAACUAACUUGUUCCUCCUCCUCUUCACAAAGCUGCCACAGGGCUGGGUAAAAGGCCAGACAAGAGGAACCCUCCCACAUACAGUCAUGAAACUGUGACCACACCAAGAGCCAGGAAAGUGCUGGGGGUGAGGGUUAAACAAAGCACUCAUGCAAACACCAGGGGAUUUAUGGAGUCCAACAACUAUUCUAAGUUUAAUUAAACUAUGAUGCCAGAAAAUUCCCACCCAGAAGAAUACAGGAUUGCAUCACUGGUCUUCUACAGCUUUGUGUUCACAGUGGGAUUGUUGGUGAAUGCCACGGCACUAUGGGUGUUCAGCUGCACAACCAAGAAGAGAACAACUAUAACUGUAUAUAUGAUGAAUGUCGCAUUACUUGACCUGGUUUUUAUAUUUUCCUUGCCUUUUCGGAUAAUCUAUCAUGGGACAGAAAAGUGGCCUUUUGGAGAUACAUUCUGCCGGAUCCUCGGGGCUUUCACUGUGUUUUAUCCAGCCAUUGCUCUGUGGCUGCUGACUUUUAUCAGCGUAGACAGAUUUAUGGCUAUUGUUCAGCCCAAACAUGUCAAAGAACUAAAAAAUACAAAAAAAGCUGUGCUGGCUUGCACUGCAAUCUGGAUAAUGACCCUCUCAACAACAUCCCCAUUGGUGUUUUUACGAUCUGAUCCAGACCAAGCCUCAAAUUUCACUACCUGCAUGAAAAUGCUUGACAUCAUCCAUUUAAAGGAAGUAAAUACAUUGAAUUUUUGUCGUUUGAUUUUUUUCUUUUUGAUCCCCUUGUUUAUCAUGAUAGGGUGUUACCUAGUCAUUAUUUAUAAUUUUAUUCAUGGCAAGACUUCCAAACUGAAGCCUAAGGCCAAGGAGAGAUCCAUAAGAAUUAUAGUUACUCUGAUUGCUCAGGUACUCAUCUGCUUUGUACCCUUCCACAUCUGCUUUGCCUUCCUGAUGCUGCAAGAUGAAAACACAAGUUACAAACCCUGGGCAGCCUUUACCACCUUCCUCAUGAAUCUCAGUACGUGCUUGGAUGUUAUACUGUACUACAUUGUUUCCAAACAAUUCCAGGCAAGAGUCAUCAGCGUAAUCCUGUAUCGCAAUUACCUUCGAAGCAUGCGCAGGAAAAGUUUUCGAACUGGAAGUGUGAGAUCACUCAAUAAUAUGAACAGUGAAAUGAUAUAAAAAGAGAAAAAAUGUCAGGGGACUUUGACAAUGUAAACAAGGGAUUCUUUUUCCAAAUUCUAGCACUGGGCUACACAGAAGGAUGUUCUAUAACCAAAGAUAACAGAUAUAUAUGUUGCAUUGUAAAUACGAUGGAAUCGGAAUAAUAAUUGCGCUUCUUUUUAUUUGUUCAACAUCUUUUGCUGUUUCACCUGAAAUGAACUAAAUCUAGCAUCAGUGUUAAACUUUCCAAUGCUUUUAUCACCUCAAAUGUCUGUGAAUAUUGUCAGAUGUGAAAGUGACUAUUAAUAUAAUAAAGCAGACAACACUGAAGAAUUAUGAUGCAAUGCAUAUAUGAAUUUUUUAUAUUUGCAUAAUCAAAUGCUCCUGAAACUACUGUAUAUCCCACAUUUCUAAAAUUAGU
Molecule: messenger RNA, 2233 nt
Organism: Passer domesticus (house sparrow)
Lineage: Eukaryota; Metazoa; Chordata; Aves; Passeriformes; Passeridae
Gene: GPR18
Product: G protein-coupled receptor 18
Exons: 2
Coding region: 865-1830 (321 amino acids)
Biological process (GO): phospholipase C-activating G protein-coupled receptor signaling pathway; positive regulation of Rho protein signal transduction
Cellular component (GO): plasma membrane
Molecular function (GO): G protein-coupled receptor activity
Source: RefSeq, a predicted model, not a curated record